Messenger RNA from Panicum hallii, 1275 nucleotides. Its product is annotated as splicing regulator RBM11-like. NCBI's taxonomy places the organism in Eukaryota, Viridiplantae, Streptophyta, Magnoliopsida, Poales, Poaceae. Gene Ontology annotation, molecular function: RNA binding. The coding region runs from base 200 to 865 and encodes 221 amino acids. The record is from RefSeq and is a predicted model, not a curated record. The transcript has 4 exons.
CGAAUCUUCAGGCACAAAUAGCCGCCCGCCCGCCCGCCGGCUUAACCGGCGAACUCGUGCCUCUCCCGCCGCCGCCGCCACCGCCACUACCACCUGAUUUGCUCGUGCCGUCGCGCGGCAUCACAGAUUCCCCUCCUCCGGUUGGCGGCAUCCUGCUGAUUUGCGUCGUAGCCCACCCCCGCGCCGAGGUUCCGCCCGCAUGGCGAGGAACCCGGGCCGCACGGUCUACAUUGGUAACUUUGAUGAAAAGGUAUCUGAAAGAAUCCUGUAUGAGAUUCUUAUUCAGGCAGGUCCUGUAAUAGACCUGCAUAUACCCUUUGACAAGGAGAAUAGUCGUCUCAAAGGUUAUGCUUUUGCUGAGUAUGAAACUGAGGAAAUCGCCCAGUAUGCUGUUAAACUUUUUUCAGGACUUGUUCGGAUCAAUGAUAAAGCACUUAAAUUCGUGAUUGCUGGUCAUGUCAAACCCUCUUCAGAUGGCAAAAACCCAGUAAUGCCUGAGCUCAACACUAUACCGUCUUCAAAUGGCAAUAACCCAGUAAUGCCUAAGCUCAACCCUAUACCAUUACCAAAACGGACUCAAUUCGCGCGUUGUAGUGAUAUGCCCGUGUCUCAUACCCCAGCAUAUCCAGUGGUAAACGGCAGGAUUGCAGGUUAUGGUUUCUGUCCGACUCCCUAUCCAUAUGGUGUUCACCCUCAAGCUUUAUCAGGCGGACCGGUGCACAACCAUGGCCAGGUAAGCAAUGGUACGUAUGAUUACAGUAGGCAGGCUUUUGGUUCUGUUCUGAACAUUGCCCAUAGAGGUCCUGUUAUGAAUGCCUUUGCACAAGGAGCUGCGAAUCAGCCAAUCAUGUACCCAUCCUACUAGCACCAAGGAAUGUAUGUUGAGAGAGUAGCCAGGUUCCACAUAGCUUCUAGAUGCCUCAGUAUCUCAGGAGCAUCUAGAUUGUAGUACAUCAUAGUCAUGCUCGUUCAUGUAAAUAUGGUUAUUAUCUCUUCUAGAUCUUCAGAAGUAGGCUACCAUGUUGUUUCUUAAAGGCAGAAGCCCUGUCCUGUUCUGUACUCUGAUUUCAAAACUCUGAAGCCAGCAGAUAUUCACAAAAGGAGAGUGAGGUGCACUAUUGUGUUCGUGCCAGCCACAUAAAUGGAUCUAACUCAUUUGGGCUGGACUGCUGGAAACAGAAAAUUCCUGAAUGCUAGACUUUCAUCUAUAUAAGUAUUUGUGUUGACAUUGAAGAUUGAAAGUGAGUUAAAUGAUAGAAAACUCAGUUGUAGUCA